This is a messenger RNA of Paralichthys olivaceus (Japanese flounder), 4150 nucleotides long. The record is from RefSeq and is a predicted model, not a curated record. NCBI's taxonomy places the organism in Eukaryota, Metazoa, Chordata, Actinopteri, Pleuronectiformes, Paralichthyidae.
CUGACAAUUGUCUAUGACACCCGGACCAACAGAGAAGACAGAUAAACAAACAUUAACACGGAUUAUUUUGUGCCAAUCAAAGCGAUAUUCGUCUGCUGAAGCUCGUUAACACUCACACAGUCCAUAUGCUUUGCAUGGCAUGGCGGAGAAACAGGACAAUGAGGUGGAGGAGGCUGACCAAAUCUACUUGUUGAUGAAGGAGGAGUAUCGGAUCUCUAGGAAUGUGCGUCUGGCAUGGUUCCUUGGUAAGCUUAACCAAGUCAUCUGGCCAGCCUCAAAGCCUGAACUGCUGAACUCAGAGAAUGAAUUGGACUUGUUGAGCAUCUUACCGAAAGGAUGGCAGCCAGAUUUCUCCCCAACCAUGUACCCGUACAUGUUGGUGCCCUCCACUCGGGCCACCUUCCUGGCUCGGAGGUACAGAUUCAUCAUCGAGCUGGAUCUUAGCCCUUCCACGGGGAUUGUGGAUGACAGCACAGGAGAGAUGAUCUUUGAUGAGGUUUUUCAUGCCCUGUCAAGGUGCCUGGCUGGUCUGGCUCAACCAUUCACAGUCCCUGGAACUGAUCAGCUUUUCAAGCCAAAGAUCUUUAUCACCAUCUUGGCAUAUUCAUCAAUUAUCGGCCUCACAUCCCACCAGGUUUUGGUACAGGGCUGUCAACUUGAAAGAACAGACCUCAGUGAGUUCUUACAUCACAUUUAUCAACAACUCAGAGCUGUGGAGAGCAACAUUGCUGAAGUCCUUCAUCAGCAGCAUGAACAGUCUCUGGAGCCACUCCUAAACCCAAGUCUUCAUAGCAACAACAUGGACAAUCAGCCUCACAGGAAGCAGGGCAUUUCUAUUGUGUCAGCUGAUAUGGGUCUGCUCAGCAUGGUACGCCAGGGCAUCCUUGCCCUUCAGCUGCUGCCUCCAAACUCCAGUGCAGGUAUCCUUAUAAUUACAGAUGGAGUGACCAGUGUCCCUGAUGUAGCAGUGUGUGAAACCCUGCUGAACCAACUCAGAAGUGGAACCAUUGCUUGCUCUUUUGUACAGGUUGGCGGUGCAUACUCCUAUGACUGCAGCUUUGGAUACAUCCCUAAUGUAGAGCUGAUGAAGUUCAUAUCAUUAGCUACCUUUGGCUCAUACCUGCCUAGCUGCCCUGAAGUGGACCUGACCAGCCAAGAAAUGAAUGCCUACCACAAGGCCUUCUUAACCUACUCCUUCCUCAAGACCCCUGAGUCGAUGAAUUCAGAGUACUACUGUGUUUCCCAGCACAAACUGUUUAAUGAGCAUCUGGUGUCAGCCAGUGGUAACCCCGCGCUGGUCAUGAGGAGGAAGAAACACACAGAGAAGGAAGUCCAUGCUCAUUUAAUCAGUGUAGUGUCUGUGCGACUGAGAGAGGGCUACACCAUCAGAGAAAUCAGCCUCACCAAAGGCGGAACUCAAUUGGAGGUGAAACUGGUGCUGUUAUGGAAACACAACAUGCAUAUCGAGUACCUGGCAGCGGCUUCCUGGCCACUGGACCCCACCAAGAGAAGCACAAAGGUGGAGGUGACGAUGGAGGGAAGCUAUGACAUCCUACAUGAUAUCAGCUGCACCCAGAGGAAACCCAUCACCAGCCCUUACCGGACCUCUGUCAUCCGCCGCUUUUGGAACACACUGCAGAGCAUCAACCAGACUGAUCAGAUGUUGGUGCACCUCCAGGCAUUUAACUCAGUUCCUGAGAACUACAUGAUUCCUGAAAGCACCAAAAAUGGAGUUCCUCUGUUCUACAUCCCCCCUGGCUCUACUACUCCGGUUCUUUCCCUGCAGCACAGUGGAUCCAAAGACUCCCCUCAGUCCAAGUUUGCUUCCUACUGGAAACCCAUUCUCUCCAUGGAUGCCAACUUCUGGCAGAGAUGGCUCCAUAUGCAUCGCAUCACCAUCAUCCUUGAACAUGACAUGCCUGUCCCCAAGCACCUGCACACAGCUGGAAAUAACGGACGUUACAGCACCAUUCAGUGUCGAAUCUCCCACUCUGCCUUAACGUCACUGUUGAAAGACUGGAGCAGCUUUGUGCUUGUGGAGGGUUACUCAUAUGUUAAACUCAUAUACAGUUCAUCUGACCAGCCUCCCACGUCCUUCUACCUCGUCCGUCUCAUCUCUAAGACACCCUGUAUGGUGCUUCGUCUUGGCUUCCCUAUUGGUACACCUGCCCAUGUCCGAAACAAGAUUGUCGAUGAGCUUCGAGAACAGAUCCUCAAACUUCGCUUUCCUCACCGUGUUCAAAACAAAGAGGCCACCCCCAAGACCAAGAGGAAUCCCUCUCCAUCUAAAUCUUCCAUCCCUGCUCCCAAACCUGCCCUGUCAGACAGACCCUGUGUGGUAGUCCUGAACAAGCCCCUGGAGAAGCUUCUCAUAAGGUAUGAGAAGCUGCCAGUGGAUUUUAAGACCCCCUUCAUUUUAAACAUGGAGAACUUCCAGCCUUCUAGCAGUGCUGUGCCUCUAAGCAUGGCAGCCAACCGAACAGCCUCCUCUACCUUGGCCUCACUGUCCCGUUACUUCUUGCACCAGCGCUGGGUGUGGGCCGUGCAGAGCAGUCAAGGAUCGGCUGUGGCCAUUCAAGCUGUUGCACACAUCCUGUCAAUGCUCUCUGACAUCCGUUUAUCGGAAGGCUUCCACUUUGCUGCCAGUGGAGAGGGAAUCGUAAACAUGGUGAUCGAGCUCCCAAUGAAGGGGAUGUCAGGAGACACGAACAGAGAGAGCCACUCUUGUAUUGUUCAGUACAUCCUGUUUCCACCUCACUCUACUUCAACAAAGGACAGCUUCUCCACCGAUGAUGAUAAUGACACAGAGGUGGAAGCUGUAGACAUGGACACAGAACUGAGCCUGGUGACAGAGUGCUGGGUAGAACCACAGAGUGGCGCAGUGAUGAACUGCAUGGACCAGCAUCGCCACUUUCAGGGCCUCAGUUACCAGGAGAUCCCUCAAGCAAUUUUCCCAAGGGAUCUGACUUGUAUAUCCACCAUGAUGACCUUUGAGUAUUUGAGCCAAUUGUGUCAGAAUAAGCACCAGAUCUGCUCACUACCAGUUGGACUCAAGGAUGUAAGAGGAGGAGCUGUGGCCUCUGAGGACAAUGUUCACAUGAUUCCUUUUCAGUUUGACCUUAUUCAGCUGCUUCCAAAAUGCCAGCAGGUUGAACUCCUCUUCCACACAUUCAGUACAGUGAUGGAGAAUGCAAAGCAAAAUCACAGCUCCCCCUGUCUGCCAAACGAGCUCCUGCUUAGCCUCUUCCACAGCAGCCUGGAGCAUGAGCUCACUGACAGAGAGAUCCUGUUGGCUGAAAGUGAUCAUGUCGCCUUCAUGCACCACAUCUUAGAGCGAGAACGAAACGGCCACGCUGCUCCGUUUUCCUUUCCUAUUAGCAAAGAGGAGUGUGUAAAGCGUCCAGACAGACAGGACACUAUGACAUCCUUUCACACUACUGGCAGCAGCAAAGAGGUGAUGGGAUCUACCAGCACUUUACAGAGUUUCAGUAAUGCAGACCUUGUGGAUGACGAACCCUUACUGGUAGAUAGCAGCUGCUCUGUGCCACAGUGGAGGUGCUACGCCAAGUACAUCAGCCCCCAGCAGAUCCUCCUCACUUUCCUCCCUGCUUCUUUCACAGAUGUUCUGGUGUUAAUGGCUACAGGGAUCGAGACAGAGUGUCAGAGUAACAUCAGCAUGCAGGAUGAUGACGCUCUGAUGACUCCAAGCAACAAAUCUCAGGUUGACACUCUAUCUGGUUCCAUCAGUGGGCUGGAGAGGUCUGAGUCUGGCUUCAGUUUGACUGGUGAACUACAAAGGAAGCCUAGCAAUAGACCCUUUUCCGCCAGAUCCCCUGUGCUUUCACCUCAGUCAGAAGGCCAGACAUGGCCUACUGACUCACCGAUGCUGGACCAAGACAGCUGGGACCAUAGGGUAACAGAGAUAGAGAAUGGAACCCCAAACUCAGAUGUGGGAGAAAAAGAGGUCCAGUUCUCUGAACCACAGAAAGCAGACUUCAGCUUUGACAGACAUGUUUCCCAGCAAGGAACCAGAUAUAGCAGUCAGUUAAAGUGUCCAGUCUACAUCUACAACUGCUCUCUGGAGCACCUAAAGGACCAACUGUUACACACCAACUUCACCCGCCAGCCCAGGGACAUCUUCAGGUACUGA